GGAGACGGAGAGAUAGGGGGAGGUUGUGGGAGAGAGAGAGAGAGCUAUCUGCAUGACUGUACUUGAAGACGGGUCGCUGCUGCAGCGCCGAUACGGCGAAGGGCCCUUGUUAUAGCACGCCACAGCACUGAACACGACCCAGCCGGUCGCACAGCGCCCAGGUUUUCGCUUUCACGGGAAAAACCGUGUGUGUAAUGCGUCCUUCUUGCUGUGAUAUUUUUUGCGCUGUACUGCACCGGAUCGCGGUCUUCAUCGAAUGUUUUUAGUGGGAAAACGGGGUUUAUUGUAAUCACCAUCAUCAGGCCAGCGGAUGUGGAGAUACAGCGGGCUGUUUAUGGAACACCUACAGCCGGCGUGUUCUCGGCUGGACGUAGGAACAGCGGAUUACCCUCACUGACCGGUCAUAGGAGGGGGAACGGGAACUACGAUUCCGCUACGCAAGUCGAUCACGUUAUCGUCCCGUCUCAUGCACUUUCUGCCUGUCAUUCGUGCGUGUCUCUCGUUAUCAGUUCAUCUGUCUCAUUCAAGGACAAACAGAACGAGUUAAAACGGAGGGAGACCGGAAUCUGCAGAGAGGGAGAAAGCGGACCGGCUGAUCACCUGACCGAAUGAAUUCAUUUCAAGCUGUUAAGAACCGCUAUAUUCACGAGACACGCCGCAUUGGAAACGUUAUCGGCUAAAGCGGUCCGGAACACCGGCUUUCGGCUUCGACUCGCCGUGAAGCGACGGCCCUUUGAGCCGCCGCGGACUGUCGGAGCCCGGGACGACAUCUGCGUGGCAGGCGUUCCGGUUGGCCCCGAUCGCCACACUGAACCACGGUGACCUUGCACCGGGACUGCGAGACGGAUAGCACAACUGACAUCUGUCAUCGACGGGGAGUCAGAUUUCCCUGCGAGAAAUAGGUAAAUUAAUAAAUGGAAGUAUGUGGCGUGAAUUAUGCAUGACGGACCAUGAAUAAUGCAAUGUACAGUCGCACAAGAUCCUCGUGUAAACCCACGAGCUAAACCAAAUGACCUACUUUAGGUGGAAAUUCAGCGCGGACGCAAAUUAUUAUAAACAGCAUUUGUUUUGUUUUUCAGGAAGCACCUGCCAUACAGCACCUAGAGAGGCACUAUUAUUAGAGAGGCAGGCAAAUGCUUGCUGUGGUAUUUUUCCACGGCAUACAUUAGUACGGAACCAAAAGACAUGCAAUAGAGACUUGUACAGAGUGAGGAAGCAACUCAGGACUCAGACAAAAAGGAAAAGGAGCAAAGACGCCGUUAGCGCGCCUGGCACUGUCCGCGCUGAUUUUUGAUCGCUGCUCAGCGCUGAAGCUUUGCCGUGGGGGCUUCUGCACAUCAGGAUACAGAAGUUCAAACACUGUGUACAUUACUGCUGGAGUUCUGGACUUUGGUUUACAACCCAAAAAAGCUUCCAUCGUGUUCAAGCUGUUGGCUGUUGUGCACCCAGUAACCUCGUGUGAAACAGGACAAACACAUUGACACGUCAUUUUUUCUGCAUUGCUGUUUUUCUCGAGAUUAAUUUAUCUCAGAAGGACAUUCUAUCUGCUUAUGAUUAACUGGAAAUUGCUUCCUUUUCCUGAAUGGUCAGCAGAAUUCAGCAGCCAAAGGCUAAUGUCUGACCGAUCAACCAAUAAACCAAUCAGACAUUAUCAGCCUCAGCGGUGAAUUGCCUUGAGAUAUCAGUAAUAAAUGAAAAAUGGCAGAGCUGUAUUAAGCACAGCCACAAACAGCAGCUCAAGGGGGAGGCAUUGCUCAAAUCGCUGCAUGUUUAACCGGCCCCGCAGUCAGUCGGGCCCUCUCCACCCCCUUCAGCCAUGAUUUUGGGGUGUGGGCGACCGGCCCAGCCCCUCCUGAGGCACACGGAUGUCCCUCAGCGGGUUACGGAGAGCUUCAUCCUGUCAGGGUACCGUUUCCCCAACUACAGCCUGCGUGAAUGCCUGGCCUCCGCCUUCCGCCCCACCAACGAGACCGGAAACUUCUGGACUCACUUCCUGGCUGUCUUCGUCUUUGCCUUCCACUUCCUGGAGCUAUUUGCAUGGGACAGCACCCCCUCCUUCAGCGACCCCUUCUUCUACCCGCUGUGGAACUACUUCAUCGGGGUCUUCUGCCUGCUGAUGGCCAGCAGCCUGGCCCACCUUCUCAACUCCAUGUCGCUGCUGAUCCGGGAGAUCUGCUUCUUUGUGGAUUACGGCACCAUCAGCGCCUACACUGUGGGCUCGGCACUGGCCUACUUCUACUACAUCCACCCGCAAGCGGGGAUCGCCGGGGCAGGGUUCGCCAACGCCACCCAGCGAGGGCGGGGUGCCCCCGGCGGCCCGUCUCCCCAGUCUCUGGCCCUGCCUUCACCCCCCUCCCACCCGGAGUUCCACGUCUUCUUUGAGAGCUUCUACAUCCCCAGCGCCUGCCUGGUGGCGCUGAUCUGCACGCUGGCCUGCUGCAACACCCGGCAUCGCUGGCGACGCUACCGCUACGUCAUCCGCACCGCCGUUUUCCUGCUGCCCUUCGUGGUGGCUUCCACCCCGGUCUUCUACCGCCUGCUGCGCCCUUCCUCCUCCCCCUCCUCCUCCUCCUCCUCUUCCUCACAGGACAUGCUGGCACCGUACUUCUACCGCCACUGCUUCUGGCUGGCGGUGUCGGCGCUCUUCAACAUCAGUAAGUUCCCGGAGCGGCUGUCCCCAGGGAGCUUCGACGUGUGGGGCCACAGCCACCAGUGGUUCCACUGCUGCACCUUCCUGUCCAUCCUGGACGAGCUGCACAUGAUCAAGGCUGAGAUCCGGGCCCUGGGCCUGCACCCGGUGCUGGCCCUGCCGGCCCCGCCCUCCCGGCCCCACCCCCACAUCCCUGGCCCCACCCUCGGCUCCACGUACGGCGUGAUGUUCGCCCUGCAGGGCUGCAUUGCUGGCAUCAUCUCCUGGUUCGCCUGGAACGCCAGGGAGUCCCAGAAGGAGAGCUCCAAAUUGAACUGAUCGCAGGUCCCGGGCCUGCGUGGAGAUCCCAGCCACAUCCUGUCCUCACUUCCAGCUCCAUACAGCCAGUUUGCUCCCUCUGUCGGUCUGAGGGUGGAGAGGAGAACUGAGCCACCCCUCGAAAGCUUGCACGUGCUGAUGUGGAACAGAGCCAUAUGAAGAUGCCAUGCGCAUUAGCGUGAUCUUCGAAUUCUGUCUUUAAGGUAAAAAAGAUCUAAGCACCUUAGGCCCCUCUGGUAUUCAGGGUCUCUUUUCUUUCCAGCAGGCCUCUCCGCGGUCAGAAGUAAUAAAUGACCCUCUCUGAGACCUGCAGAAUGGAAGAGAAUUAAGAAUCAGGAGCCCAUGUGUCACAGAUGGAAGGAUGCUUCUGGCAAAAAAGAAAACAGGGAUACAUUGUUUUUCCCAAGUCCUUAUAUUCAGUAGGACAUGCUUAUGACUGUUUGAUCCAAAUACAGGUCUUGAGGUAUCUCUCCUUCCACUCAUCCUCCAAUCAAGGCACUGGGAUUUUCAACCUUUUUAGACUUAAUCAGCUGUCGCUAAUUAAUACAGUAAGAUAAAUAAAUAAGUAGGCAGAUAGGUAUGGUUAUAUAAGGAAAUUGUCUCUCUUGUUGGGUGGAGAUGACUAGCAGGCUAGUGGUACCUGUGUCUGAGGGAUUAGCUGUGCUGCUCUCUCUGUGGUCAGACUGUUGUGUGUGUCAUUAAUACACUGGAAAUGCUGUUGUUUGCUGAUGUGAUUGUUGUUAAUUUCCCUUCUUUGGUGUGCCAGUGUGUUUUCUUUUAGAUCCGUCUUCCUUUGAGUUUUUUUGCUUUCAGGGCAUUAGCCUGAAAUUUCAUGUACAAACCCAUUCUCCCUGGGCCAGCCACCCGCUCUCUCUCUCCCUCCCUCCGUCUCUCCCUCUCCCUGCCUUCAGGCUACGUCUUUCCCGCAUUCCCUUGUCUCUGUUCUCAGCCGGCUCAGUUCUCUCUGCUCUCUGCGUUAGGUUUACGUGAUGUUUAGGUGGCGUUUGUUACGGCAGAGCCCUCUCUGCCGCGGUGUCUUGGUAGAAGCAGAACACCUGGGAGGAGACGAGCCUGGUAACGCCAAACUCGCUGUUUUUGUGGAUGUGUUUAUCAUCCCGGCAGCAAGCCUGGACCCCUGCGUGACGUUACAGGAAUGUUGCAGGAACGCACUGCGUGUCAGACCGUAUUUGGCCUGGCUUUGACUGACACACUGAAGUGUGCUCUGACCCCCAGGUUAGGCUGCCCUGCUCUCUGUCUGCUAACUCUGAGGACUGAUCCAGGUUCUGACAUUGCUUGGCUGGUACGUCCUGUUAGUUUUUUUGUGAAAGGAAAUAAGUUGUGUGAUUAGGGUGUUUGUGAAAAUUACUCAAGCCUGUUAAAUCUUAUUUCUAGUCAUAGAUUAAUAGUACUGAUUAUUAUUGAACUGAAUCAAGUUCUUUAGUGACCCAUUUUAGAGCCAAGACCAAUCAAUAAACCACUUUAUCCUGAGGUAGCUGACUUUAAGGUCAGAAUUUUACAAAUACAUGUUCAAUAAACACCUUUAGUUGUAUCCUUCCGUUAGACAAAAGCCGCAGCAGCACACUGCUCUGCUCAAUGAUUUAAAGACAGCAGCUGUCAGGUGAUGUCAGAUCUGUCCAAUUAGCAGCCUUGGUGAAGCCCAACUGAGCAGAAGGACCUGGAAGGACUAUCAGCAGACAGUGUGCCCCAAGGGCCAGUGCUGGGGACGUCCGGCCCUCUGCAUUCAAGGGGAGUUUCCAAAACCAGCUGUUCAAACACACACAGUGAUGAUGUCAGUGUCACAUCAGUGACAUCACUGUCCUCCCCUCCUCCCUUCUGCCUCCCUCCAGUCCUCUGUCCUUUCAC
Megalops cyprinoides (Indo-Pacific tarpon) is the source of this 4831-nucleotide messenger RNA. It is a transcript of the gene paqr9, whose product is annotated as progestin and adipoQ receptor family member 9. The record is from RefSeq and is a predicted model, not a curated record. Gene Ontology annotation, cellular component: membrane. Gene Ontology annotation, molecular function: signaling receptor activity. NCBI's taxonomy places the organism in Eukaryota, Metazoa, Chordata, Actinopteri, Elopiformes, Megalopidae. The transcript has 2 exons. Bases 1817 to 2968 code for a protein of 383 amino acids.